GCUUCUCUUUGUCACAGAACCGACUUCCGUUUUUAUGUUUGGUCUGGGUUUCUGGAAUUUGCCAGAUUGUGAGGCUGAGAAAUUUGUCACUUAAAUAAACAGGAGCAAUAAAUAGUAGCAUUUAUUAUCUCAGCGGCGGAGCUAGCAAAGGGUCAUCCCUUUCAGCCUGACUAGAGUUUGAAUCCCUCAGCCUAUUUCAUCCUUGAAGAACAUAGCUGUUUUAUCUGGCUAGCUGGCUAGCAUCAGCCAGCUGAGUUAAAUCACCUAGCAUGUUUCGGUUCUUGAAUGACGUCGAUGACGACCCCUUCCUGAUGGAUCCAUUUGCAGCUCACAGGCAGCAGAUGAGGGCUAUGUUUGGAUCAUUUGGCAUGGAUCCCUUUGCCCUAACCCCCCAGAUGCAGCCACACCGUGCACCACGCAGACAGGCUGGUCCACUGGCCCCCUUUGGCAUGAUGGGAAUGGGUGGAGGAUUCAUGGAUAUGUUUGGAAUGAUGGGAGAACUAAUGGGAAACAUGGAAAGAAUGUCCAGUUCACCAAACUGUCAGACAUUUUCCUCUUCAACAGUGAUCUCAUACUCCUCUUCAGACUCUGGGACUCCAGUUUAUCAGGAGACCAGUGAAAUGAGAACAGGCCCUGGAGGGAUCCGUGAGACACGGCAGUCCAUUAGGGACCGUGAGAGCGGCCUUGAGCGCCUCUCCAUUGGCCACCACAUCGGGGAGCGUGCACACAUAAUGGAGCGUUCAAGAAAUCGCCGUACUGGAGAUCGUGAGGAACGACAAGAUUUCAUCAACCUUGAUGAGAGUGACGCUGCAGCAUUUGAUGAGGAGUGGAGGAGGGAGGCAGGAAGAUAUGUUUCCCCGAAUGCCCGGUCACUAGACUACGGCCGAGAUCGACGGGCGGGAGGCCAGCAGCUGGCCUUAACUGCUCCUCCCAGCUCAACGCCCCCACCAGGCCAUCGGCACGAGUCCCCCAGACACCGUCAGCCCCACACCCGUCCACGUUACGACUGGUGAGAGGUUUCACACAUGAACAGCCAGAUAAAAGGAGCUGAGGCAAGAUUUCCUCUAUGCUGUGAACAACGCUGAAGACGGAAGUUGAUUAUCACGACUGCUCGUCAUAAAUGUUUGAUAUGACUGGACUGUGUCUCCAUAAACAACACACACACACACACACACACAUACACACAACAAAAGCCCACACACUGUAGUUACAUUUACAGCUAUACCCUUACACAACAGGAACACACAAUGGCACCCUCGUGCAAACACAUAAACACAUAACUGCUCUCACUUAGAUAAACCUGACAUGUGUUUUUGCCCACUGCACUAAAGUGCUACAGUAUGCAGUACAUCUGCUGUACAGUCCAUUUUAUGUUUGUGAAGACACUAGUGUGUCAGUGAGUUGAAUUGUAUACUGUUAACUAAUUAAUCUAACUAAAUAAAAGUUCAUUAAACAUUGUUAGAUAAUUAUAAAAA
Messenger RNA from Scatophagus argus, 1475 nucleotides. It is a transcript of the gene mlf2, whose product is annotated as myeloid leukemia factor 2. NCBI's taxonomy places the organism in Eukaryota, Metazoa, Chordata, Actinopteri, Scatophagidae. Gene Ontology annotation, cellular component: cytoplasm; nucleus. Gene Ontology annotation, biological process: regulation of DNA-templated transcription. The record is from RefSeq and is a predicted model, not a curated record. The coding region runs from base 270 to 1013 and encodes 247 amino acids. The transcript has 8 exons.